AUGGUGGGCGCUACAGGCGCGGAAAAAGAUAGGGACGGUGGCGUCUCCCGAGUGUGGAUUCGACGCCUGGUUGGGACGGUUGGCGCAAGCGGCCCGGAACUCAGUUCUGAAGAGUGCUUAGAGCGGGGCACUUUAAGGCUAAGGGGUGGUGGUUCGCCAACGCGAGAUUCUAAGGGACGGUUCACUCGUGGAUCAGCCACUAAGAAUGCUCAAGAGGAAGCAACGAGGUCGACGGCGCCUCCAUCGGAUGCUGAGAUAUCGGAGACCUCAUCAAGUGCAGGGACCCGGAGUCGACCUAAUAGCAGGCAAAACAGGAGGAAAAAAGAUAAAAAGAAGGAUAAAGGAGAGGGUACCAGAACAGGUGAAGAAAAGAAUGACGGAAAGAGGGGGAAAUCUUGUUUAAGCAAGGAAAAUAACGGGGAAAACUCUGGUGACGAGUCAGAAAAGGAAGGAGAUAGGGGAUACAUGGGGGGAAGAGGGGUUGAUUCACGCUCACCCUCUCCGACAAUUUCCCCAGAUAACAGACCCAGAUUCCGAUUCUGGACGGCAGAGGACGACGAGAAGCGCUUAUCAGGGGCCUCCUCAAACGACGAAGACAGCCCAGAGGAGGAUGUCGCGCUUAUGGAUAUACAGGAGGCUAACCUGAAAAGGCCGAAACGCAACAGUGACGAAGACGCUCCUGAACGAAAAAAGAGCACUGCUAAAAGAGGUCAGGCAAAGGGGGCCUAUGUUGGCCUCCAUGAGGCAAAAGCCCGCCUACAGGAGAUGGAGUAUGAAGAGUUGGAGAGGGAGCCCGGAAAGGACUCCAACUACACUCCACACAAGACACGUGGGGGUGCCUCGCAGUUGGUACCGCCGGAUGCAACAGCCCAGAGACCCAGCGCUGACGAAGAGCAGAGUAACAGCGCUAGGGGAGACCCUGUGGCACUGGUGCGACGCUGCGCAAAAACGGUAAUGGAGGAGGCGGCGAAAAGCAGCAACCUAAAAGGAAGCGUAUGGGGCAGCAUUAACAGAGCUUGUAGGGAAUUGAUGGACGUAGCGGACUCCUUAGAAGAGACGGAGAUUGUCCGCUCCUUAAGAGCGGACAACAAGAGAAUGAGAGAGCAGCUAGCACAACUCCAGAUCGAGACCAAAGCGCUGCGAAGAGCGUUCUCGGAGCGACAAUCACUGGCUCCGAGUCUUCCCGCGGAGCCCACUGGGGAGAUUAAUAUGACAAAGUUGAUGCAGGAGAUGACCGCUUUAAUGGAUGCAAGCCUGGGGAAACUCAAAAGGGAGAUGCUCGUUACCUUAGGGGAAAAACUCAACGCUCGCAUAGAAGGCAUUGAACAUCGCCUUUUGCCUGAAACCAUCCUGCGGCCUCCACUGGCCUCCGAUAAGAGGAUGCACCAGGACCUGGAAGGGACGGAACACCAACCCGAUGAGCCUAGCGCCCCCAGAAAGAAUAAGAAAAACAAGGGGGCAUCUCAGCCGGUCUCCCAAACGGCGUCUAAACAAACACCAGGGGUGGCCCCCCGAGUGGCGGAAAAGCCGCAGCUGCCGCCGACACCGGCUGGACAGGGCAGAACCAGACCUAUACCUGCGCCUAGGGUCAAAAAAUCCCAACCGGCGGUCCCUACUAAUAGGGCACAAAGAGAACCGGCUCGUCCGAAUGUUCCGCCGCCUGCGCCCCCACCGGAAAAGUGGACCACGGUGGUCAAGAAGAGCAAGGGCAAGGGCAAGGGCCCAGCUCCGAAACAAACGACGGCUCCAAAACUAGUAGUCCCAGCUAUGGCGGCGGUCGUGGUAGUUCUUAAGCCUGAUGCUCAAACAGACUACAGAUCGGUCAUGGAAAGGGCUACCACGCUAAAACUGGCGGAACUUGGGGUGGAUUACCUCAAAGUGCGCAAGUCGGCCACAGGGGCGCGAAUUAUUGAGGUUCCUGGAGCGCAGAGCAGUCAGGCUGCCGACAACCUGGUGGAUCGGCUCCGCGAUCUAGUGGGCAACGUGGCUGAAGUAUACCGGCCAGUCAAAAAGGCCGAAAUAAGGAUCUCCGGCUUUGACGAGUCCGUCACCCCGGAGAUCCUAAAAAAAAGAGGUUGCCGCCAGCGGCAAAUGCCAGGAGGAACAGGUGACGGUUGGAACAAUAAGAACGGCACGUAG
Cydia splendana is the source of this 2139-nucleotide messenger RNA. RefSeq lists its product as uncharacterized. The transcript has a single exon. Lineage: Eukaryota; Metazoa; Arthropoda; Insecta; Lepidoptera; Tortricidae. The record is from RefSeq and is a predicted model, not a curated record. The coding region runs from base 1 to 2139 and encodes 712 amino acids.